CGGGUCCCCAAGCGCGUCCUUUUGAAGGACGCCCUCCCGGAACCGCGGCGCCGGCUGCAGGCAGUCGCCGAGCGCCCCGAGUCCUAACAAAGCGCCCUGCUUGGCUUUGCAGAGCGCGGGAGGAGGCGGCCGGCUGUGCGGGCGCUGCGGAGAGGCCGACGGAAGGUGAACGCUGUGGGCUAUGGGAUGGAUGAGGUGGAGCAGGACCAGCAUGAGGCCCGACUCAAGGAGCUGUUUGACAGUUUUGACACCACAGGCACCGGGUCCUUGGGACAGGAGGAGCUCACCGACCUUUGCCACAUGCUGAGCUUGGAGGAGGUGGCUCCGGUGCUGCAGCAGACGUUGCUUCAGGACAAUCUCCUGGGCAGGGUACAUUUUGAUCAAUUUAAAGAAGCAUUAAUACUUAUACUAUCUAGAACCCUGUCCAAUGAAGAGCACUUUCAAGAACCAGACUGUGCACUAGAAGCUCAGCCUAAGUAUGUUAGAGGCGGGAAGCGCUAUGGACGAAGGUCCUUGCCGGAGUUUCAAGAGUCUGUGGAGGAGUUUGCAGAGGUGACAGUGAUCGAGCCACUCGAUGAAGAAGCACGUCCUGCGCAUGUCCCGGCUGGCGGCUGCAGUGAGCACUGGAAGACGCAAGGCAGUGAGGAAUACGAAGCAGAAGGUCAGUUAAGGUUUUGGAAUCCAGAUGACCUGAACGCCUCACAGAGUGGGUCCUCCCCUCCCCAAGACUGGAUAGAAGAGAAGCUGCAGGAGGUUUGCGAGGACCUGGGGAUCACCCGCGAUGGCCACCUCAACCGGAAGAAGCUAGUCUCCAUCUGCGAGCAGUACGGUUUGCAGAACGUGGAUGGAGAGAUGCUCGAGGAAGUAUUUCAUAAUCUUGAUCCUGAUGGAACAAUGAGCGUAGAGGAUUUUUUCAAUGGUCUGUUUAAAAAUGGAAAAUCCCUUCCACCAUCAGCGUCUACUCCUUACAGACAGUUGAAGCGGCAUCUCUCCAUGCAGUCUUUUGAUGAAAGUGGACGUCGUAUGACGACCUCAUCGGUGAUGACAAGUACCAUUGGCUUCCGCGUCUUCUCCUGCCUGGAUGAUGGGAUGGGCCACGCAUCUGUGGAGAGAAUACUUGACACAUGGCAAGAGGAGGGCAUUGAGAACAGCCAGGAGAUCCUCAAGGCCUUGGAUUUCAGCCUUGACGGGAGUGUCAACUUGACAGAAUUGACUCUGGCUCUUGAAAAUGAGCUUUUGGUCACGAAGAAUGGCAUUCAUCAGGCGGCUCUGGCCAGCUUCAAGGCUGAGAUCCGGCAUUUGCUGGAACGAGUUGAUCAGGUGGUCAGAGAAAAAGAGAAGCUCCGGUCAGACCUGGACAAAGCCGAGAAACUCAAGUCCCUAAUGGCUUCAGAAGUGGACGAUCACCAUGCGGCCAUAGAGCGACGAAAUGAGUACAACCUCAGGAAACUCGAUGAAGAGUACAAGGAGCGCAUAGCAGCCUUAAAGAAUGAGCUCCGAAAAGAGAGAGAGCAAAUCCUGCAACAGGUGGGCAAGCAGCGCUUAGAACUCGAGCAGGAAAUCGAGAAGGCCAAAACGGAAGAGAACUACGUCCGGGACCGCCUUGCCCUCUCGUUAAAGGAAAACAGUCGUCUGGAAAAUGAGCUUCUGGAAAAUGCAGAAAAGCUGGCAGAGUACGAGAAUCUGACAAACAAACUUCAGCGCAAUUUGGAAAACGUGUUAGCAGAAAAGUUCGGAGACCUUGAUCCCAGUAGCGCUGAAUUCUUUCUGCAAGAAGAGAGGCUGGUGCAGAUGAGGAGCGAGUACGAGCGGCAGUGCAGGGUAUUACAAGACCAAGUAGAUGAACUCGAGUCUGAGCUGGAGGAAUAUCGUGCUCAAGGCAGAGUGUUCAAGCUCCCCUUGAAGAACUCACUGUCAGAAGAACUUGGUGGCAACAACAGCAGCCUUGAGCCCAACCAGCGGCUCGAGUCUGAAGAAUGCAAUCCGCUGAAUAUGAGCAUUGAGGCAGAGCUGGUGAUCGAACAGAUGAAAGAGCAACACCACAGGGACUUGUGCCGCCUGCGACGGGAGCUAGACGAUCAAGUGCGUCGUUAUGAAGAGCAGCAGGCCGAGACCCGGGUCACCUGGGAAAAGGAGCAGGAGACCACGAAAGCCAACUAUGAGCGUGGAAUGCACACAUUGGAGCAACAGAUAAGUGACCUGAGAAGGGAAGUCGCAGACCUGCAGGGGCAGGCGGUGGUGCUGAAGGACACACACCUGGAGGCCAGUCGCAGGCAUGAGGAGGAGAACAAACAGCUGCAGAUGGCCUUUGAGGAGGAAAAGAGUCGCUUGCAGGAGGAGCUAAGGCUGCAGCACAAGCUGGAGCUCGAGGCCAGGCUGCGGCAGGCGGAGGAAGGCUUCGGCCAGGAGCGGGAAGGGCUCCGGAGCGGCGCCUGGACGGAAGAGCGGGUGCGAGGCCUGGUGCAGGACUUGGAGAGGGCGCACCAGGAGCAGCUGCGGAACCUGCAGGAGAAGCACGAGCUUGAGAAGGAGGAGCUGAGGCAAGAGCUCUUGGAGAAGCACCAGAGGGAACUUCAGGAGGGACGGGAAGAGAUGGAAACAGAGUGUAAUAGAAGAGCCUCUCAGAUAGAAGCCCGCUUUCAGGCUGACUGUGAGAAAGUCAUUGCAAGGUGUGAGCACACGCUGCAGAGCCUGGAGGGCCGCUACCGCCGUGAACUGAAGGACCUCGGGGAGCAGCAUCGCGAGGAGAAGUCCCAGUGGGAGUUUGAGAAGGACGAGCUGGCCCAGGAGUGCGCCGAAGCCCAGGAGCGGCUGAAGGAGACACUGCAGAGAGAGAAAGCAACCUCUCUGGUGCUGACCCAGGAGAGGGAGAUGCUGGAGAAGACGUACAAAGAGCACCUGCACAGCAUGGUACUGGAGAGGGAGCGAUUGCUGCAGGACCUGGGGGACCUGCGGAAGGUGUCUGAGAGCCAGCAGAGCCUGCUGUCCAGCCAGAUCCGCAAGCUGCGGAGCAGUCACCAGAGAGAGCUGAGGGACCGAGAGCAGGUGCUGGGCCAAGUGGGGGCCUCGGAGCAGCUGGCCAGCUGGCAGCUUGAGAGGCUGCAUGCUGAGUGUGACCAGGAGAAGCAGGAAAUGGUGGCCAAACUCGUGGCCCUGGAGAGCGUGCACCAAGCAGCCUGGGAGAAGGCGGAGCACGAGCAGGCUGAGAUGAGCGCAGAGAUCCGCAGGCUCCGAGAUCAAAUCAGGGACCUGCAGCAGGCAGCAUCCCCUGUCUCUGGGCUUCAGGGUAGUGACCAGGAGGUGGGAGGGGAGGAGGCAGAAGGAAAUGGGGCCCUGUCCCUGCUUGCACAGGGGGAACAGCUGCUGGAAGAAAACGGAGACGUCCUCCUGAGUCUGCAGAGAGCUCAUGAACGCGCAGUGAAGGAAAAUGUGACAAUGGCUGCAGAAAUUUCCAGACUGCAGCGGAGGCUGCAAAAGUUAGAGCCGGGGUCACUAAUGUCAUCCUGGUUAGAGGAGCCAGCUACCGAGCUUUUUGGAAAUUCUGAAGAACAAACGGAGCCAUUUUCAUCACAAAAGCAAAUGAAGCCAGUAGAUGGGAGAAACACGCAGUGCGUCCUAAGUGAUCUGCGAGACAGUGACGCCCAGGACCUGGGGAGUACAGGGACCAGCUCUGCUCAGAGGCGGGAGCUCAAAGUGGAAGAGUCGGAAGCUUCUAUGGAGAGUCUUUCCGAGCUGGAAAACAGUGAAGAGACCAGGACUGAAUCCUGGGACCUAAAAAAUCAGAUUAGUCAGCUUCAGCAGCAACUAGUGAUCUUACGGGCAGAUUGUGACCGAGCCUCUGAAAAGAAGCAGGACUUGCUUUUUGAUGUCUCUGUCCUAAAAAAGAAACUGAAGAUGCUUGAGAGGAUCCCAGAGGCAUCUCCCAAGUAUAAGUUGUUAUAUGAAGAUGCUAGCCAAGAAAAUGACUGCCUUCAAGAAGAGCUGCGAGUGAUGGAGUCUCGCUACGACCAGGCUCUGGAGAGCAACAAAGAGCUCACCACAGAAGUAUUUCGGUUGCAGCAUGAGCUAAAGAAAAUGGAAGAAGUGACCGAAACAUACGUUAGCCUGGAGAAGAGUUAUGAUAAGGUCAGAACAGAAAACAAAGAGCUGAAUGUUCUGGUUUUGAGGCUUCAAGGGAAGAUUGAGGAACUUCAGAAAAGGGCCAUCCUGCGUCGUGACUCCUUCUCCUUGUGGGAAGCCCGUUUGGACAACCUGGAGGUCGAACCUGCAGAACAGGUUGUAGAAGUCAGUCAGAGACUGGAAAAGUGCAUACCCAAGGUGACAAGUGUGCGUCACAUAAUAGAAGAAUGUGAACAAGAAAACCAGUGCCUUGAGCGGGGAAGCACACGGCUCUUGGAAAAAGUAAAAACGCAUGAAAUUGCCUGGGUACAUAGAACCAUUGAGACACAUCAAGAAAAGCCCAGAAUACAGAAUCCAGUUACCUUAGAGGAAAACUCUGCUCUCCUAGGACUUCAAGACAAACAUUUUCAACGUCAGGCCACAAUAGCAGAGUUAGAAAUGGAGAAACAAAAGCUGCAGGAGCUGACUAGGAAGCUGAGAGAGCGGGUCACUACCUUAGUUAAGCAAAGAGAUGUCCCUUGCCAAGCGGAGAAGGAGGAAGAGCUGAAGGCCAUGAUGCAUGACCUGCAGAUCACGUGCAGCGAAAUGCAGCAGAAAGUGGAAGUCCUGAGAUAUGAAUCUGAAAAGCUUCAAGAGGAAAAUUCUAUUUUGAGAAGUGAAAUUACUACUUUAAAUGAAGAAGAUAGUGUUUCCAACCUGAAAUUAAAUGGAUCUCAGGAAGAAAUGUGGCAAAAAAUUGAAACUGUAGAACAGGAAAAAGUGGAAAUUCAGAAGAUGGUUGAAAAUUUAAAGAAACAAAUUGCAGAUUUGAAAAUCAAAAACCAACAGUUGGAUUCAGAAAACGCAGAACUUAGCCAAAAGAAUUCUCAAAACCAGGAAGAACUGCAAGAACUUAAGCAACGUCUGGCAGAAAUGCUAGGCCAGAAGGAGAAUGAACCCGGCGGCAGUGCCUUCAAGGAAUGGGAGCAAGAACAGUCCAAUCUGAAAAAAGAGCUGGAACACUACAAAGCACAGUCUUCCUCCUUAGUGUCUUCUCUGGAGGCAGAACUUUCUCAAGUGAAAAUACAGACCCACAUCGUGGAGCAGGAAAACCUCCUUCUCAAGGGCGAACUGGAGAAAAUAAAACAACCCCACAGAUGUCCUGACCUCUCGGACUUCCAGCAAAAAAUUUCUAGUGUUUUAAGCUACAAUGAAAGACUGCUGAAAGAAAAGGAAGCUCUUAGUGAAGAACUGAAUAGCUGUGUGGAUAAGUUGGCAAAGUCAAGGCAUUUGGAGCACAGAAUCACUGCCCUGAAGCAGGAACAGAAGUCUUGGGAGCACCAGAACGAGACCCUGAAGUCGCAGCUGGUGGACUCGCAGGAAAAGGUUCAGGAUCUAGAAGCUUCGCUGCAGAACACCAACCUGCAGAUGUCCCGAAUUAAAUCCGACCUUCGAGGGACUCAGCAGGAGAAGGAGGCUUUAAAACAAGAAGUACUAGCUUUACAGAACCAACUUCAGAACGCUAGUGACAAGUUAACCAAUGCUGCGGCACCCCUGCUGAGGAGGAGCUCUCGGAGGGAGCUCGUACUGUCCACUAGCACACUGCAGAUCCUGGAGACUACAGUGGGGGACAAGACUGUGCUCUUGGGACUUAAUAGAGACAAAUUCACAUUUCAGUUCUUCGCAGUUGGUGGAGCCAAUGAGAUUGCCACCUCAUUCACUCCUAGAAGUUACGCUCGGGCCAGAGCUGAGGAGCUGCGGCCUGCCAUGCCUGUUUCCUUGGUCCGUCAGCUGGAAUCCAGCCUUCUUCCCCUUAAGCACCAAAAACAUCUCAGCCCAUCGGGUACUAUGAAACCCACAGAGCAAGAGAAGUUGAACUUAAAGAGAGAGUGUGAACAGUUUCAGAAAGAGCCAUCUCCCGCUCAUAGGAAGGGCAGUCAGAUGAAUGUUCUCGAACGAGAGUUAGAAACAAUUCACUUGGAAAAUGAAGGCCUGAAAAAGAAACAAGUGAAAUUGGAUGAGCAGCUAGUGGAGAUGCAGCACCUGAGGUCCACUGUGAUGCUUAGCCCGUCCCCUCCUUGGGAUCUGCAGCCGCUCCAGCAGCAAGCCUGUCGGGUGGUCCCCAGGGAGCAGUUUCUGCAGCUUCAACACCAGCUGCUGCAGGCCGAAAGGAGAAACCAGCACCUGCAGGAGGAACUUGACAACAGGGCCUCCGACACCAACAUGCCACAGGCUUUGCUACCGGAGCAGCGCGCAGUGCAUGCAGAUUCCUGCAGAAGGAUUGGGCACCUGUGACACGGGGCUGCCCAGGACGCCCCUGGGCCCCUGGCAGAGCCUCAGAUGCUCGCACGCACGCACGCACGCACGCACGCACGCACGCACACCGCACAGACAUAGCCGAGACCCCGUGGAUCCAAGCGCGCUUUGCAGUCCCUCGGUUGUUGUUUUUCCUGGCGCCUCUGCAGUAUUAUGUCUCGUAUUUAUUUCUGUAGAAAUGACAGAUUUUGUGACUCAAAUUCCCAAACUUCAGGUUGUUACAAAUCAUUUUUAUUUAAAGAGCGUGGAUUUAAGAUUCUUGAAAAGAUGUACUCUAUAUAUUUUCUCAUUCCAUACAUUGUAGUUAUUUUUUUUUUCACGAAAGGUACUACUUUUAUAUAUGGCAUUUGAAGAAAAUCAGGGUUAUUUAUACUGUUUUGUAUAAGAUGUAUGAUAAUUUUUGACAAGG
This is a messenger RNA of Octodon degus (degu), 6823 nucleotides long. It is a transcript of the gene Nin, whose product is annotated as ninein. The coding region runs from base 187 to 6393 and encodes 2068 amino acids. The transcript has 29 exons. Gene Ontology annotation, molecular function: calcium ion binding. Gene Ontology annotation, biological process: centrosome-templated microtubule nucleation; centrosome localization; microtubule anchoring at centrosome. The record is from RefSeq and is a predicted model, not a curated record. Lineage: Eukaryota; Metazoa; Chordata; Mammalia; Rodentia; Octodontidae. Gene Ontology annotation, cellular component: ciliary transition fiber; centrosome; pericentriolar material.